Molecule: messenger RNA, 309 nt
Organism: Pyricularia grisea
Lineage: Eukaryota; Fungi; Ascomycota; Sordariomycetes; Magnaporthales; Pyriculariaceae
Exons: 2
Coding region: 1-309 (102 amino acids)
Source: RefSeq, a predicted model, not a curated record
AUGUCCCCAGUGCGCCGCCUCAUGAUCCGGAGCCUAAGUGUGCGCCGCGCCUCGCACUGGCAACGAAAAGCUGCUCAAUCGACCGUCCGAAACACAUGGUCGAUACUCCUCGCGCAGCAGUGCCGGGCGCAUUCGCAGGUCGCAAAGCUCUCUGGGAGCGAUCAGGUAGUUCGGUCCCUUGACGAGUCCAUGCCAGUCGCGCUACCCAGCAAUCUUUCAACUCGUGAGCCAGGAAAGCGCUGGGACAAGGCGGAAAGCGGAGGAGACGACACGCAACCGCGCCGCCGGUGGGGCAGUGAAUACGGCUGA